AUAUAUCUUUAUACUUACAAAAACACCUCUUGGGUCUAUACUCUAUACCAAAAGUAGUACUAUUUCAAUGGCUGAUCACCAAAAAAUCCAUCCGGCCCCAGUUCAACCCAUGACCGAUCUCGAGUCACAACAAAAGCCCACUGCACCAUUAGUCCCAAAAGGCUCAUCCAAGUCCGAUAAUAAUGCCAACCCGGUCGAACCAUUCCCACCACACCACCGAACCAUUCCACUUAAAUAUGCCAAACCACCAAAGAAAAGAGGCUGCUGUUGUAAACUGUUUUGUUGGAUAUUAUUUUUUCUGAUACUAAUACUAGUCAUUUUAGGCAUUUUAGCAGCCAUUGUCUAUUUUGGUUUUGACCCGAAAAUACCAAAAUAUUCAGUUGAUGGUAUGACCAUUACCCGGUUUAGCCUAGACAAUGAUAGUAACUUAAAUGCACAAUUUAAUGUAAACAUUACUGCAAGAAAUCCCAACUCGAAAAUCGGGAUAUAUUAUGAAGGUGGAUCAAAGUUGAGUGUGAGUUACAUGGGAACAAAACUUUGUGAAGGUUCAUUGCCUAAAUUUUAUCAGGGUCAUAAAAACACUACACUUUUAGACGUGGCUUUAAACGGUCAGACUCGUUCUGCUACGGGUUUGAUGGACUCGUUAAGGGCUCAACAACAGACAGGAACUGUUCCAUUGGUUGUGAGGGCUAAGGUUCCUGUUAGGAUUAAGCUUGGAAAGUUGAAGUUGCCAAAAUGGAAGCCAGUUGUUAGGUGCAGGCUUAAUGUGAAUAGCUUAUCUGUGGAUAAUGCCAUUAGGAUUACCGAUAAUAGUUGCAGUUUUAAGUUUAAGUUUUAAUUAUUUUCUUAAUUUUUUGAUUUUUUGUUCUGUUGUUAAUAUCACUAUGAUCUAUCCAUGCUUUAGCUAGUGUGAGUUAUUCUUAUACAUAUUUGAGAUAAUAAAGAUAUAUUUUUUCCCUUUU
Erigeron canadensis is the source of this 962-nucleotide messenger RNA. Its product is annotated as NDR1/HIN1-like protein 6. The record is from RefSeq and is a predicted model, not a curated record. Gene Ontology annotation, cellular component: plasma membrane. The coding region runs from base 68 to 838 and encodes 256 amino acids. The transcript has a single exon. NCBI's taxonomy places the organism in Eukaryota, Viridiplantae, Streptophyta, Magnoliopsida, Asterales, Asteraceae.